CUGUCUUGGGAGGACUCUUCAGUAUUGUACUCAGGAACAUGGCAUUUGGUUCCCCAAGGCCUUGACGUCGAUGAUGAGAAGCUGGGGCCCAAGCAACAAUCCCCACCAAUCCCACCUCCCCAGGGAGCCAGCUCCGGAGGAGUUAAACACACAGCAAGCAUUGGGACAUCAGAGGAGUGCGGAAUUAAUGAGUAACGCACUGUCAACACCCGCAUCCCCCCCAACUGUUCACAGACGGCCGAUCUCUGCUGGAGGAAUCCAUUCGGAUAUGGGACUACUGGUGAUUAUCUUUGCCUGUUUGCUCCCUGCUGUUACCGAGCAGAAGCCCUCGUAUCUCAUCACCGCCCCCCAUGUCGCUCACGUUGGCCUGGGCCAGACCGUCACCCUGCAAGUCUUCGAGUCCUCUGCCGACGUUACAAUCACCGUCUACUUUGAGAAGCAGGUGGGGAAGGCGACAGAAGUCAUCUCCUCUCGGAAGUACACGGCGCAGCUGAACCAGGGGAACAACUUUACUCAAGUGAUCCCUGCACAGAUUCUCCCAGAGAAGACAGCUCACCUGAACUUCCUCCAUGAGGUGCAGUACGCAACGCUUGUCACUGAACUCUCUGCACCGUUCCACGAGACCAGGAAGGCUUCCGUCCAGCUGAGAUCGAGACCCUACUUCAUUUAUAUAGUGACUGAUAAACCCAUUUAUGCUCCUCAUGAGACUGUACAUUACCAAAUCUUUACACUCGAUCAAGAAAUGAAACCCAUAAACUGCAUGGUUGCUGUUGAAGUGUUGGAUUCAAAGGGCACUGUCUUGUCAACUAUGGAUCGACAAAAUGAAGCCAGUUCAUUUCACACUGGGGAGAUCAGCAUUGAAUCCAAAAUGAAUGGAACAUAUCAAAUUCGGGCAAAAGUCGGCGAAAACUCUGAAUACUAUGGUUUGAAGAAGUUUCGAGUUCAGGAGUACAAGUUCCCCAGGUUUGGUCUGCAGAUCAUCCCGGACUAUUGGUACUACAUGGUGCACAAUGACACAUUCCCACUCACAAUCCAAGUGGAGAAUAAAAUGGGCAGCAUUCUGAAUGUUACUGUGAUGUUUGGGAUUCAUAAAGUCUCUGGCUGGAAGGUGCCUCUCCCAGAGCUGAAUCACUGUCUCCAGAUGCGGCAGGGGAGAGCACAUCUGAAUCUGGUAACAGCAGAGCUUCUCCGCAACGUGAAGAAGGCUGGAAAGUUGGACGAAUUCAUUGGCAGCACCUUUUACAUUGAGGCAAAGGUGUCGGAUGACAAAUAUACAGAAGAGAAGGUUCUGGACAACUUAACAUUUCGACUCUCCCACUAUAACAUCGACUUUGCAUCAAUGAAACCAUACUUCACACCAGGAGCUCCAUUUUAUGUCCCGGUAUCGGUAACCUAUCCCAAUGGCUCCCCCGCAAUCAAUGUUUCACUCCACAUAGAAGUAAGCAUCCUGAAGGAAACGAUAAUUAAAGAGUCCAUUGAAGGACUGACCGACCAGCUCGGCGAGGUAGCCGUUUCGUUUACCGUUCCCCUGGAUACACUCUACAUUAAUGUCACAGCCAGAGUUGGAAAUGCGAUGACUGGGUUUGAAAAGAAGCAGGCAGUGGUGAAGAGACACCGGUCUGACAGCGGCAGGUACCUGCACAUCGAGGUGCCUCAUGUCCUCCUGUUUCCUGAAGAUAUCAUCACCGUCAACCUGACGGCUCUAGGCCUGCUCGAUACUGAUCGCAUUCGUUACUACUAUUACAUGGUCCUCGGCAAAGGCAAAACGCUGGACUUCCAGAGAAUUGAGGGGAGAUCAGAGGCCUCGUUCCAGCUGGUCAUCACUCGGUCCAUGGUGCCUUACUUCCGCAUCGUUGCCUAUUACGUCCUGCAGGAGAAGGGCAUGCGGGAGAUCGUCUCCGACUCGGUCCGACUGGAGGCCGAGAGUCUGUGCGAUACCAAGUUUCAGGUGUACUCCGCGGUACACGAGGAAGGAUCCCAUCACCAGCUUCUCCUGUCAAUUAUGUCGGAUAGCCCGGCCAAGCUGUUCAUCCAAGCCACAGACGUCCAGCUGAAAGCGUUUUGUGCCGGCGACUCCAUCACCCCCAGGAUGGUGUUUGAAGAUCUGAAUUCCACUGAUAUCGGUUUAUCGUCUGGAAGUGGGAACAACACUGCGAGUGUUUUCAAGGAUUCCGGACUAAUCUUCUUCUCUGACCUUAUGACACUAUCUCCAGAGCCACACAUUGAACAGUCAGAGGGGAUGCAGGGGCCUUCAUGGAGAACUGACAGUGGACAGGCGCUGGUGACUAUCAGACCAAAGGACUCAGGACCGCACAGAGACAAUGUUGACCCAGUGCAACCUACCUUCAGUGAAAGCUCAAUGUGGAAGCUGGAUGUAACUUCAGUGAACAAAACCUUCAGGUUCGUGACUGAUGUUCAUCCCCCUGAGUCUUGGGAGGUCCAAGCCCUCAGUGUGUCUGAGGAGAAUGGGCUGUGUCUCGCUGGACGCUUGCUGGUUCAGACAGAAGGAACCCGGUCCCAGUCCAAAGCUGCACCAACGUUGGAGGGAGCUACGCAUUAUGAGGAGACCAGAGCAAGAUACAGACCAAGUGCCGGAAAAUGGGAUUAGUGGCAAUCCCUGGCUUCUCCCGCUGGAUGGAUUGAAGGUGCCGGAACCGCGGACAUCCCACAUCCCUCUCGGCGAGGCCCCAGGAAGGGGUGAGGCUCCCGGAUGCUCCCUGGCUGCUUCUGUCCCGCACGGAAUGUAUUCCCACCGCACUGUAUCCAAAUAAAGUCAGACCUGACAUCUGAA
Molecule: messenger RNA, 2791 nt
Organism: Pristis pectinata (smalltooth sawfish)
Lineage: Eukaryota; Metazoa; Chordata; Chondrichthyes; Rhinopristiformes; Pristidae
Product: complement C3-like
Exons: 22
Coding region: 71-2608 (845 amino acids)
Molecular function (GO): endopeptidase inhibitor activity
Source: RefSeq, a predicted model, not a curated record